AUGAGUCUGGGUAUCAUGGAAGAGGAAGAUCUGGCCGAGUACUUCCUGCUGCAGUAUGGGGAGCGGCUGCUGCAGAUGCUCCAGAAACUCCCCAAUGUUCAGGGACAGUCGGAGUCCCCAUGCAUCCGGCUACUGGAGGAAAAGGCGCUGAAAAUCAUGCUUCAUAAUAUCCUGCAGAAGAAGAAGAUGUGUCAGCGCAGAAUGGAAGCCCUGAACCUGCGCUGGGAGGAACUGAGCGUUAAGGAAGCCCAGCUGAUGGCUCGCCUCCAGUUCAUCCAGGAGAACAACCAGAAAUGGAUCCAUGCCAUCAAGAAAGCCAACAAGGAACGAGAACUCAAGCGCCAGCACAUGCAGGAGCUGACCAAGGGCAAGCAGGAGAUGGUGGUGCUGCGGCUGGAGCACCAGCGGCUGAGCGCCAAGCUGCAGGGCUACUCCAUCUUCAACAAGUACCUAGAGAAGGUGGUGGAGAACUCCGAGGUGAGUCCAAGGAGCCUGGGGGGCUGGCCCUGGCACCUUCCUCAGCCCCACCUCCUCUUCCCCCGGCCCUGGGGCCCUGGGGUGGAGUUCAGGCUCAGCUGGCUGGGGACUGUGGAUCCUCUGGGCCCCAUGGGCUCUGCAGGAUGGGCACCCUGCUCUGAGGAGAUGCAGCCAGCCCUAGGGGGCAGUGGGGAGCAGCUAAAAGAAGCCUCUGGACAGCCCUGCCACUGGCGCGUCCUGUGCUGGUGA
Molecule: messenger RNA, 726 nt
Organism: Rhinopithecus roxellana (golden snub-nosed monkey)
Lineage: Eukaryota; Metazoa; Chordata; Mammalia; Primates; Cercopithecidae
Product: coiled-coil domain-containing protein 42-like
Exons: 5
Coding region: 1-726 (241 amino acids)
Biological process (GO): spermatid development
Source: RefSeq, a predicted model, not a curated record